AUGGCGCAGAUCCCCAAUCUCGACAACGCGCCGCUCAACCUAGCGGCCCUCAGGGAGCAGUCGCAGAAGGACCUGCUCGGCAUCCUAAAAAAUAUAAGGGGGAAGAAGUGCUUGGUCAUUGAUCCCAAGCUCGCUGGGACUCUGUCACUGAUUGUGCAGACAUCGCUGCUAAAGGAGUAUGGCGCGGAAUUGCGGAUUCUCUCCCCCGAACCCCUGCAGACGGAAUGCCCAAAAAUCAUAUAUCUUGUGCGCUCUCAGCUAAGCUUCAUGAAGUUCAUUGCAAGUCAAAUCAAGAACGAUGAACCUAAAGGGCUCCAGAGGGAAUACUUCCUUUACUUUGUACCUCGCCGCACCGUUGCUUGUGAGAAGAUCCUGGAGGAAGAGAAAGUUCAUCAGAAACUGACAUUCGGAGAAUAUCCCUUAUAUCUAGUUCCAUUGGAUGACGAUGUCCUGUCUCUUGAACUUGAUCAUUCUUUGCAGGAAUGCCUUAUUGAAGGAGAUACAAGUUCUAUCUGGCAUGUUGCUCAAGCGAUCCAUAAAUUAGAGUUUGCCUUUGGGGUUAUCCCGAAUGUUAGGGCUAAGGGUGUGGCGUCAACCAAAGCUGCAGAGUUGUUGAAUAAUAUGCAACUAGAGGAUCCAGUCAACAUGGAUGAUAUGGGGAUUCCGGAGAUAAACACUGUUAUUCUGCUAGACAGAGAGGUGGACAUGGUGACACCAAUGUGCUCUCAGUUGACGUAUGAAGGCUUGUUGGAUGAGAUGCUACAAAUUAAUAACGGUUCAGUGGAAGUUGAUGCAAGCAUCAUUGGAACUCAACAAGAUGGGAAAAAGGUUAAAGUUCCACUGAAUUCAAGCGACAAGUUGUACAAGGAGAUCCGAGACCUCAAUUUUGAAGUUGUAGUUCAGGUUUUACGUCAAAAAGCAACGUCUAUUCAGCAAGAUUAUGCGGAAGUGAAAUCCACCAACACUCAGUCCGUUUCGGAGCUCAAGGAUUUUGUGAGGAGGUUGCACUCGCUACCGGAGAUAGCUAGGCAUGUUCAUUUGGCACAACACUUGCAAUCGUUCACGGGGAAACCCUCCUUUCAUGCCCGACUAGACAUAGAACAAACAAUAUUGGAGGUUCAGAACUUUGAAAUAUGCUUUGAGUACAUUGAGGAGAUGAUACAUAAGCAGGAAGCUAUUGAAAAUGUCCUUCGCCUUUUGGUGUUACUUUCUCUUACAAAUGCUGGGCUUCCAAAGAAGAAUUUUGAUUACUUGAGGCGGGAGAUACUUCAUAGUUAUGGCUUUGAGCACAUGCACUUGUUAUACAAUCUGGAGAAGGCUGGCCUUCUUAAGAGGCAGGAAUCAAGAAGCAAUUGGAUUGGUAUUACAAGAGCACUGCAGCUUAUAGUUGACGUAAAUGAUACGGCAAACCCUACUGAUAUAUCCUACAUCUUUUCUGGAUACGCACCUCUUAGUAUUCGCCUUGUUCAGCAUGCAGUGAGAUCUGGAUGGCGGUCUAUUGAAGAACUGUUGAAACUAUUGCCAGGCCCACAUCUGGAUUUGAAAAGAGGUGGUUUGACAAUUAAUUCAUCACCAGAGGUACAUCCAGGUUUAGGGGCUCAACAGAGUAUUGACAGGGUUGGUCAUCGCUCUCUGGUUUUGGUUGUAUUUAUUGGUGGUGUCACAUUUGCUGAGAUUGCUGCCCUUCGAUUCCUUAGUGCACAGGAAGGAAUGGGCUACGACUUCCUCAUUGCAACGACAAAGGUCGUCAAUGGAAACACAAUACUCAGACCAAUUAUAGCAAAUAGCAAAGAGGGGAUGAUGUAA
Molecule: messenger RNA, 1806 nt
Organism: Miscanthus lutarioriparius
Lineage: Eukaryota; Viridiplantae; Streptophyta; Magnoliopsida; Poales; Poaceae
Source: the annotation of a GenBank genome assembly